ACAAUCACCCACCAAUUACAGCAUUCCAGCCCCGCGGCCGUCUAAUUUCUACGCCGCCUAAUAACCAGCACGGGUCUGCCCGGCCAUUCCUAGUUGCCGGGCAGAGACCAACCCCCGGGAUGAACACACAAGAGUGACUCAAAACCGCCUCCAUGUCACCUCAGACUUUGGUUCAGACUUGGGUUCAGACUUGGCUCCGACUUUGGUUCAGACCGACUUGUAACAUGAACGUGAAACGUCGCAAAGGUCCGUUGGUUGAGGCCUUGAGAGUACCUACGCCUCGACAUGUGUUACAGCACAUCGAGGCGCACGCCGGUGACUGGGUCGUGACCAAAUUUCGGGCAAUUUACUCGGGCGACAAGCCGCUCGCCUUCUUCCUAGAGAAUCGGCAGGCGGUGGUGAAUGGCCUCAUUAGUCUGCUGUGGGAGCCGUUGCUGCUGGCGGCGGCGGCGGCCGGCGUGGAUGGGCCGGCGCAACGCCUCGGCAUCCCGGUGACUAGCCGCGGUGGCGGGGGCGGUGCCGCAGCGGCGGUGGUGUGCAUCCAGUUAAAUGCCACCUUCCCGUGCGAGCUGGAGUCUAAGCUGUCGGAGCUGCUGGACGAGGGCGGCGGCGUGGUGGCUCCCGCCGCCGGUGAUAUCCCCAGCCUUCGCUGGGAGGCUGAGGCGCAGUACUCGGAGGCGGGGCCCCCCAAGGGCAAGCGGUGGCUGCGCGUGAGCGGCCUGCCCCACGGACUGCCCGAGGGGCUGCAGCGGGACCUCGUGCAGCACCUCUUGAGUACCCCAGUAGAGGAGAUUACGCGGGACGUGUUCUCGUACCAGUUCUCGCAGCCCGUGCUGCAGAGUGGGCAAGUGCUGGUCAAGGUGGGCGACACCGCGCGCCUGCCAUCGGCCGACGACGCUUUCGCGGUGGGACUGGGCAGGUGGGGGCGCCAGGUGAUCUUCCAGCGGGAGGAUAUCGAUCGGUACCUCGCGCAGGCGGCCCGGGGGGCCCAGGUGCGCCGGGUACGCCACCCGCCGCCUGCCCCGGCUGCCGCCCGGGCGGCGGCCGCGGCGGCUCCGGAUGCGGCGGCCACGGCGGCCGCGACUGCGGCUGCGGCUGCGGCUGCGGUUGCCGCGGGCGCGGACGCCGCCGCUGUGGAGGUGCUGAAGGCGCCGGCGGCUGCUGCCGCAGAGGCUGUGGGCGUGGGCGUGGGCGACGGUUGCGGCCGUGGUGCCGCGGCGGACCCUGGGCUCGACGGCAGCGGCAAGGGCAACGGCAGCGGCCGCGGUCGCGGCACCCGCCCGUGGCAGCAGAAGGUCCACGGCCGCGUGGUGUCCGCGGCUGCAGAGGCGGACGCGGUGGUGGUCCGGUCGCUGGUGCAGGCGGUCUUCGCCGCGGUGAUCGCGAACGCGGCCGUGGUGCCGGCGGUGGUGGUUGACCCAAACCCCCUCCGCAUGCUGGUAGACCAGGACGCGAUGGAGGACAAGCCUGAGGACGAUGAGAUGAUGCCGGACCUGACGCCGACUGCGCUGGACGCUGCGGCAGCUGCGGCCCGGCGUGCGGCCCCCAAGCGGAGCCGGGAGCAGGCGCAGGCGGCGGCCGCGGCGGGCGAGGCGGCGCUGGCGCUGGCCAUCCGGGAGAGCAAGGCGGCCAAACAGGCCCUGGCGGCGGCGGCUGCGGUGCAAGCCGCCGCAACAGCCGCGGCGGCGGCGGCAGCAGCGGCCGGGGCAACGGGCACCCCGGCGGCGGCCGAGGCCGGGGCGGCCGCGGCGGCGGCCGCGGCAGCGGGCGCGCAGACGCACGUUCUUGACUCGGACAUUGACCUUGUCACGGCGGACCUGGCGGCAGCCGCUCAGCGGCUGCAUGCACGCGAGUGGACGGCGUGGUGGGCGCCGGCCCAGAAGCCGGAGGGCCGUCGUGUUACUGGCGGCACGGCAAUCCUCAUUCGGUCGAGCCUUCUGCAGCAAGGCGCCAUGGUGCUCACUGGCGGCGCAGCUGCCGUGUCGGUGGCGGACGGCGCGUGGGCGGGCCGCGGUGUUAGUUUGCAGUUGCAGUGGGGUGGCCACACCUUCACGCUGACGUCAGCCUACUUUCCCCUGGCAUCCACAGCACAGCAGGCUUUCAUUCGUGAGUGGGUGGGCCUGCGGGCGUCGGGCUCGGGCGAGCACCUCCUAGCAGCUGACUUCAACUUUGUGGCAGAUGUGGCGCUAGACACAGUCACUGGCCGGGCGCGCAGCGACGGACCCGCAGCCGCCGCGCUGGCGGCGGCGUGCCCUGGCCUCAUUGACGUGUUACGGCGGCGCCACCCGGCUCGCCGCGUGUGUACCUUCUUCCACCCCCACGGGGCGAGUCGGCUGGACCGCAUCCUGUGCAGCGGCGGCCUCGAACCACAGGUCCUGGAGUGCGGCGUCGCCGCCGGGGUGCCCUCCGAUCACAUGCUUGUGACGGUUGCCCUUGCGGCGUCGCCUGAAGCCGCGCCACCCGCUCGGAGCCUGCCCAGGGCCCACCUCGGUUUCCGGGACUUCAAAGACUUGGAUCGUGACUACCAUGCCUGGCUGGGUACGGCCCUGGCGGCACGCCCUACUGAUCCUGUUGAGCUGCUGGAGUGGUGGCCGGCCCUUAAACGGGCUGCCGCCACGUCCGCCAACCGCCUGAGCCGGGAAGCUGUUACGAGGCGUGUGGCCGCCAGCCAGCGGGAGGCGGCCGCGCUUGAGGCGGCGGCAGCAGCAGCCGCCGCGGUGGAGGCUGGCGGUGAUGUGCAGGUGGCGGCGCAGGCGGCCGUGCGUGCGCGAUGCACGGCGGCGGAGGCCGCCGUGGCCGCGGCCGCCGGCGCGGCGCGACGUACGCGCCACGCGUGGCUGCGUGGCGGCGAGAAGCCCUGCCCUCUCCUCACGCGCAUGCUGCGGCCGGCGGGUGGGCCGCGCGUGAUUGCCAAGUUGAAACAGCCCGAUGGCACCACUACAUCCGACCCCACGGUCAUGGGGCAGAUGAUGGCGCGGUACUGGAGGGACGUCAGUGCCGCGCCGCCGCCCGCUCCAGACGCCCGCACGCCAGUCCUGGAUGCGCUGCAACAGCACGGGCGCCGGUGUACAGCCGAAGAGGCGGAUCAGCUGGGGCGGGUUGCGGUCUCGGCGGCGGAGGUGCACCCGGCGGCAACGCCCCUGCGUUUGUUGGUGCGGGGGGCCGCGGACCGUGUGCUAAAUAAGCCGCUCACCCCGGCGGGCAAGCCGUUUGCGCGCCUGCUGAAAGCCAUGACUGAAUUGCCCGCGGUGACUCUUGUGGCGCCGCCCGAGCCGGGUGGGGACCGUGCUACAAAUGGCUCCACAGUUAGCCGCCCUGAAGGCUAAGCAUUUGCAGUAUGUGUGCGAUGCGGGUGUGUCGGGGGUGGGGGCUGCCCUGGCGGCGGGGGCUUUCGUGUGCACCUUGGCCCGCUUGUGGUCGCUGAAAUGGGAGAAUCAUCAUAAGGAAGCGCUGUGGCGUGUGGCCGCCAACGCUUGCUGGGCGUUCCCACGGCAUGCUAGCGAGCGGGCGCGAGGCGUUGCUGUUGACCCGUGUUGGGCGUGUGGGGUUGAUAUGCAGGAUGGGGACCGGCGUCACUGGUUUUGGGACUGCACUGUGGCGCUGUCCCUGCGGGAAAACAUGGGAAUGGCUAUGGGUUUCGUGCCAGAGGAUGCUCUAAGUGCCUUCUCUCGUGAGGAGUUGUGGUUGGUGCGCCCGCCUGCGGGGCUUGCGCCACCUGUGUGGGAUGUGGUGUGCCUCGCUGCUAUGUCUGCCCUGGACUUUGGUCGGCAGCGUAUGGUUAUGGCCGGGCUGGCGGCGCGAGCGAAGCUGCCGUCGGCCCGGGUGCUGAGCAUUGGACUUGCCGUCGUAGCUGACUUCUGGGGUCGGCUCCAGACGUUUGUGACUUUGGGUAUCAGGCCGAAGGGUUGGGACACUGUGCCGUCUGCGCAUCCUUUCAUCUCUCGGGCUGUUGGUGACGGCAUGGUUUUGCGCUUGCCGUAUGACGCUGAUUCCCCGCCUCCCUCGCCGUGAGAGGUUGUGCGUGGUUGGUGGCUUUGUGUGUGGGCAGGUUGCACGCGUGGGCGACCGUUCUAGUACCUGGACGCUUGCGCCCUGGUUAGUGCGUGCGCUGUGCGUGUGUCCUGCGGCCUAGACGUUUCCCGGCACUUCUGUGCCUAGGCUUGUGACGUUGAGGCACAGCGGUGGGGCUCUGGCGGGUUGAGGCUUGGCUAGGACUCACUGUGCGCGGAGUCACACGGACUUUGCCCGCGGGAGGGUUUGCAGCAAAGUCGGGGUUGGUGGAGUCAUGUUGGGCCCUGAUAGCAUGUGAUGGCUCGGCGUCUUCGGGUGCUGGGACUGUCCCCUCUGUAACAUCCGCAUUCA
Chlamydomonas reinhardtii is the source of this 4362-nucleotide messenger RNA. RefSeq lists its product as uncharacterized. Gene Ontology annotation, biological process: ceramide biosynthetic process; sphingolipid catabolic process. Gene Ontology annotation, cellular component: membrane; cell periphery; endoplasmic reticulum. The record is from RefSeq and is a predicted model, not a curated record. Gene Ontology annotation, molecular function: glycerophospholipase activity. NCBI's taxonomy places the organism in Eukaryota, Viridiplantae, Chlorophyta, Chlorophyceae, Chlamydomonadales, Chlamydomonadaceae. The transcript is spliced from 4 exons. The coding region runs from base 225 to 3326 and encodes 1033 amino acids.